Molecule: messenger RNA, 927 nt
Organism: Solea solea (common sole)
Lineage: Eukaryota; Metazoa; Chordata; Actinopteri; Pleuronectiformes; Soleidae
Product: sialic acid-binding Ig-like lectin 15
Exons: 6
Coding region: 1-927 (308 amino acids)
Biological process (GO): regulation of actin cytoskeleton organization; regulation of bone resorption; regulation of osteoclast development
Cellular component (GO): plasma membrane
Source: RefSeq, a predicted model, not a curated record
AUGUCUCCACAGACACUGGAGCUGAUUGUGUGUGUGGUCGUCACAGGGUGUGUGUCAGGACGUGUGAAGGUGGUGGUGUCUCCGGACGUCACCGUCCUCAGAGGAGAGGACGCGGUCCUCGGCUGCUCCUUUACUGACCCCAGACAGCAGCGUUAUUAUUCAGGACAGAUCACAGUCCACUGGUCGGCCAAAAAACAAAAUGCUGCUCCAUUCCUCACCUGCUCAGGUAUAAAAGACUCCACUCCGGGAUUUACCAGCUGUUUAAUCCCUGAAUUCAGAUUUUCUCUCAAUGGAGACCCGCGGCGAGGAGACGUGUCCCUCCUGAUCAGGACCACACAGCUCGGCGAUGAGGGUUCAUAUUUCUGCACAGUGGAACUGAAAGACUCCACUUCCUACAAGAAGAUAGAGCUUCAGGUCAAAGCCCAGCCUCAGAUCCUCAGUCUUUCAGUGGUGGACGCUCACUCUUCUCCUGAUGGCGCCGCCCGGAGGCUGCGGUGUGAGGCGCAGGGAAACCCGAGGCCCAAAAUCGUGUGGCUCUCGUCCUCCAAACGAAUGAUGGAAAACCAGGGGGCGGAGUCGCAGUCGGGUCAGUACGGACUCGUCAGCUCUGUGCCGUAUCCCAAGGAGGGGGAGGAGCUAAUCUGCAGGGCGGAGAAUGCGCUGGGUGACGCAGAGAGGAUGUACCCACCCUGUCACAUGACCCUGAUGAUAACACUGGUGGUUUGUGGCGUCGUGGUGCUGCUGCUGCUCUCUACAGGAGGCAACGUGUACUGCAGGAGGAACAGAGCUGAAGGAAACUCUGCUGAUGUUUAUGAAAACACUGAAGCAGACAACGGAGAUAAUGAGACGUCGCUGGUUUAUUCAACUGUCACUCUGCCAAGCCCCGCCUCCUAUGUGCUGUACUCACCUGUGACUGUUCCACACUGA